Cuscuta campestris is the source of this 2642-nucleotide messenger RNA. The record is from the annotation of a GenBank genome assembly. NCBI's taxonomy places the organism in Eukaryota, Viridiplantae, Streptophyta, Magnoliopsida, Solanales, Convolvulaceae.
AGUGCAGGAUUCCAUACCCAUAAAUUGAAAAAACAAAACAAAAAAGACUAGCGCACCUGGGAUGACAGUUCGCAAUGGCUUACCAUCAGAGAACUUUCAUGGAUGAUUCAUUCCUCCUCGAGUUUUGCCAGGACGAGCUCCGGAUCGCAGCCGAGUUCCUCUCCAUUUGGUUGCCCUUUCUCUCCCGAGACCUUUGUCACUCCUGUACGCAGGCUCUCGCCGAUCGAAUCCUAUCCAUCGAUCCCGAAGCUCGUCCAGGUGAAUAUCACUUGAAGCAGCGCUCUAGAUUUGAUGUUUCCACUCCUGAAAAUACGUUCUUGAAUGGACACAGUAGAAAUAAAGAUAACCUUGAUUCGCAUUCUGGUGGAAGCUGGGUGGACGAUGCGAUUUUUAAUGAUACGGCAGAAAAAAAUUCUCUCGGGAGUUGGAAGGAAGGUUUGAAUUUCAAUGGUACUGUAGAUGCAAAUUCACUGGGGAAUUGGAAGGAAGGUGUGAAUUUGAAGGAUACAGCAGAUACAAACUCACUGGGGAGUUGGAAGGAAGGUGCGAAUUUGAAGGAUACAGCAGAUACAAACUCACUGGGGAGUUGGAAGGAAGAUACAUGCUUGAAUUUUAUCUCAGAUGUAAAUGAUACAUCAGAUACACAUUCGCUGGGGAGUUGGAACAAUGGGGUGGAUAGGUCUCUGGAUCGGGAUAAUGGGGUUUCAAUGAAAGCAAUCUUGAGUGAAAACUUGAGAGAUGCAAUAGCUCAAGCUUCUGCUGAGGGAUCAACAAGUGAAAUAAUAAGCUCGCCUAGGUCAGCUGGAAGCCAGAAAGUGAAGAUGUCUUGGGCAGAUAUGGCUCAGGAGGACGAGCUUGAGGAUGAGGAUGGAACCAAUUCAUUUGGCUCUAGCAGGCUGUUUGCUAGUGAGAAUACUUUAGCUGUGGAGAGAACUACUGAGAAAGUGUCUACACCAAAGGUUGAGCUCUCAAGGGAGCUCAGGGAGCAGAUCCGUUUUUGUAAUGUUAAAAGGAAAAAGAAUUUUCUAUGUUUGGAAAGGGUCAAUGGGAAAAUCAUUAAUACACUUGAUGGUUUGGAAUUACAUACUGGUGUUUUUAGUGCUGCUGAGCAAAUAAGGAUAGUUAAUUAUGUUGAAGCACUUCAAGAGAAGGGAAAGAAUGGACGACUAAAAGAACGUACUUAUACUGCACCCGCUAAGUGGAUGAAAGGCAAAGGGCGUGUUACUAUCCAAUUUGGUUGUUGUUACAACUAUGCAACUGAUAAAAAUGGCAAUCCUCCAGGCAUCCUCAGAGAUGAUACUGUUGAUCCCAUACCUCAGCUUUUUAAGGUCAUGAUCAGAAGGCUUGUUAAAUGGCAUGUGGUGCCUCCAACCUGCAUUCCUGACAGCUGUAUUGUGAACAUAUAUGAUGUGGGAGAUUGCAUUCCACCACAUAUUGACAAUCAUGAUUUUGUGCGCCCCUUUUGUACGGUCUCAUUCCUUAGCCAGUGCAGUAUUGUUUUUGGGUUAAAUUUGAACGUGGACGGUCCGGGUCAGUUUGUGGGUCCUAUUGCAAUUCCAUUGCCGGUGGGGUCUGUUCUUGUCAUUAAUGGAAAUGCUGCAGAUGUGGCUAAACAUUGUGUUCCUUCUGUUCCUACGAAAAGGAUCUCAAUUACAUUCCGGAGAAUGGAUGAAUCUAAACGACCACAUGGAUAUGUUCCUGAACCUGAUUUACAGGGAAUUCGGCCUAUGUUGUGUGAAGCUGACCAACCCAAGAAAGAUAAGAGACAUUCUACGAAGAAACAGGCUGUCAGGCGUGAGGAAAGCACGGGUAAACUAAUCAAAUCAUCAAGAGAAAGGCCCUCAGGGUCCCGCUACGCAGGCCGAAGUGGUCGAAGACCUGUUAGUGGGUGAAGAGUGGGUUUUAAUUUGUAGAUUGUACAUCCUCAUCUUUAAAACAAUACGGGCAUGAUUAAAUGCAGAAGACGAUCAUAUGUAGUAAGGAAGUGAAAGAGGGAGUAAAAAUGAGUUUGAAACUCAGGAGGAAGAAUUCUCAACUCCAUUGUUGAGCCAAGGGAAGAAGAAGGAGCAAGAAGAAAUAUCAAAGUUUUCUAAAAUCCUGAGUGAAAAACGCNGACCGGGCUUAGUGUACGUACAUGGUACUUAGGCUUUCGAGUACCACCCCUAUUUCUGCGUGAGUUCGUCUUACAAAAUGGGCGAAUCUCAUAGUUCAAGGCUUGUCCUUGUGACCUAGAAUCAUACAGCAUGAAUUCAUCAUCAAGCAAAUGCAAUCAUUAUGACUAUGUAUGACAUUUAUUACGUAUCACAAUCAUCAUUUGAGCAUACAUGCUAUAUUAUGUCAUAUCAUGAUAAUUAUAUGUCUACUUGCUAUUCAACUUGGAAUUGUUGUAUUAGCGUAUUGCUCAGCUAACGCUGAGCAUGUAGUUUGUUUUACUUGCUACACGCAGGUAACAAUACUGAUCAUGGAGCCCAUCCCGGAGGUCAAUGAGAGUGACGAGAUGUACGGACUGGUGGACCACAUUUAUGAUGUUUUAAUUAAAUAAAUACCUUUUCGGGCGAGAACCCAGAAAAAUGUAAAACAAUUUGAUUAUGUUUUAUAUUUAAGCUUCCGCAUUGUUUCAGCGAUACUCUGAAUUUAAUAUU